Messenger RNA from Eriocheir sinensis (Chinese mitten crab), 7399 nucleotides. RefSeq names its product G-protein coupled receptor moody-like. The record is from RefSeq and is a predicted model, not a curated record. Gene Ontology annotation, cellular component: membrane. Gene Ontology annotation, molecular function: G protein-coupled receptor activity. Lineage: Eukaryota; Metazoa; Arthropoda; Malacostraca; Decapoda; Varunidae. Gene Ontology annotation, biological process: G protein-coupled receptor signaling pathway. The transcript is spliced from 11 exons. Bases 322 to 2085 code for a protein of 587 amino acids.
UGCCAGUGCCAGUACCUCUGCGACCGUUGUAGAGGAAGGGUGUGCGUCGCUCCCGUUCCGGCAGCCGCUCACGCCGUCACAACCACCACCAGCAGAGUCUUGCCUCACGGAUGGUCAAGUGAAUGAACCCCGCCUUUCCCCGUCAUAGCCCUUCACCAGGCUUGUUCUCACCCCCGCCCCGCCCCGUUUCGCCCCGACAAGCUGCCCCGGGUGGAUCGCGCGGGACGUCACUGUGGAUGGGAAGUGGAGCGUCGGCCUGAAUCCCUUGGCGAGGCCGCUUCUGCAGACCUAACACGCUGAGGCCGAGGUCACGUCGGCAAGAUGGGUGAAUUUAUGGAGCCGGGUGACGGAUUCACCCACUUCAACACUCUGCUGGGUGACGCCUCCAUUUCGUCCUUCUCCUCCAUGCUGACGGAGUCCUCCACGGCGCCCUCCACCUCCACCGCCAACCUCUCGACCUCCGCGCAGGGGGUAGAGGAGGAGGGCCACCACUACCCCGCCGACAUGCUAGGCUUCACGGCUGCCUCCGCUUUUAUCAUCGCCAUUCUGGGCACGUUCGGCAACCUCCUCACCAUCAUCGCUCUGCCCAUGACCAAGAACCUGCGCACCACCGCCACCGCCUUCGUCGUCAACCUGGCCGUGGUGGAGCUCAUGUUCUGCGUCUUCAUCCUGCCCAUGUCCGGCGCGCAGUACCUCUACCUGCAGCGUCACCUGGAGGGCUCGCUGCUCACGGACCGUCACUGCAUUUUCUUCACGACCCUCAGAUACUCCAUUACGCAAGUUGAGCUGCAGACCAUCCUCGCCAUAGCGCUCACCAGGGCCAUCGCUGUCUCCCAACCGCGGCUCUACCAAAACAUCAACCAGCCCACCGUCAUUGGGGUCUACAUCGCGAUCAUCUGGCUUUACUCCAUCGCCAUGAGGAUACCCCCCGCCAUUGGGGUGUUCGGCCAGUAUGAGUACAACCCCAAUACCAUGGAGUGCGACCUGGACAACAAGAACAGGCUGGCCAGGCUCGUCUACCUCGUGAUGGACGCCUUCAUCCCUGUGCUCCUGAUCUUUAUCCUCUACUUCUUUGUCUUCAUUAUGGUGGUCAGGAGGGCGGUGGUAAGACAGCGGAAGUUCAGCACAAAUUUCCCGCCACCGCAAGCACAGGUAAAGUUGAGCUCAGCCAGAGUGGCGCGCUCCUCCCAGAAGAACAAAAAGGUGGUGCCCCCGACCUCCUCCGCCUCCACCUCCUCCACCACAGGUACAGGCACCCAGCGGAAGGGGUCCACCUCCUCCUUCAAGAACCUCAAGAAGAUGGUCUCCGAGACAAGCUUGCGUCGCAGAUUUCUUCGUGCUGCCAGACUUUUAACUGGAAAGUGCUCCCGCCAGUCCUCCACCAUGAGCCAGAGACUUAACACCAAUCGGCGGGACAUGCGAGUGGCACGCACUAUCUUCAUCAUCUUCCUCCUGGUCCUGGUCUGCAGUGUGCCUGUUGCCAUGAUACAUGCAGUAGACCCUCUGGUGAAGAGACCAGUUCGGUUUCUUCUUGUCCACAUCCUUUACUGGCUACAAUACUGCCUGAACGUGGUGGUGUACGUCCUCAUGAACCGUCAGUACCGCGAUGCCUAUGUGGACUGCCUGUCGCGCGUCUUCCCGAGGUUUAAGCGGCACCAUGGCCGCAGAUUUUUCUGGGAAAAGGCCAGCAUCUCCUCCCGCCCUCAGCCCAACUUAACCUCAACCAAGGCCAACAACCCUGGCAAUGACUCCUGUGCUUCAGAAGCUGACCAGGCAGUCUCAGGGAACCCCAUGCCAGCUGCUCAGUGCCGCCUCACAGCUAUCCCUGAGGGUGGCAGCUCAGCGGCCAGUGACAGUGUGUUCUCAGACCAACAAAAGAAGUCUCCUGAUGAGCCACUUCUGGAUGAGCACAAGAAAGAAGAAAAUAAGUGUGAAGCUGAUUCAUAUAAGGAAGAAGAGGAAAAGAAAGAAAAGGAGAGACAGGUAGAGGAGGAAGAUGAAGAGGACUCAUUACUGGACACAGAACAUUGGUUGACCAAAAAUGGAACUACUCUUUCUAAACCUGACUCUGAAUCUAUGGUUUAAGUUGAGUUUUCUAUGUAUUCCCAUCAGACUUUAUGUGUUCACCACUGCUGAUAUCUGCACUGUAGCACAAACUGCUGUCAUGAAGACAUCCCAUAAUACCAAAAGAUUAACUGGGUUACAUUGUCAGUUGAAAUGCACUGCAUACUGUAUAGUUACUUAAACACACACACACACACACACACACAUUCAUUUAAGGAUAACUGUGUGUAUUUUUUUUCCUAGAGACUUAUGUUCUAGUUAGAUUAACCCUCUCAUGCACCGUGACGCCAAUGGCGUGUAACAAUUUUGGGGCCAAAGUGCAUCGUGACGCCAUUGGCGUCAAUUUGAACAAAGAUAUUACCUUUAAAUAGUUAUAUUCACUCCAAUCGCGUCAUUUUUUGUUUGAGGGUAAGUUUCCUCACCCUCUCCGAAAUGAAGUAAUUGGCAACACUCUCCGCGUGCACAGAUUUGAGCGCGGUUGAAAAAACAAAGACAGUUUCCGGUCACUCUCUGACCAGUGAAUCUGAACAUCUCGCUGCUGUGAGCUUUAAACUUUUUGUGGGCUUCCGCGCGCCCAUGCGCCCCAUGGCAUAACAGUGAUAAUAGUGUUACAUAGUGCAAUACAGUGAUUUGAUUGGGUGUAAUUUGUAUUCUAUUCUCUUUACAGGCAGUAGCGUAUUAUAUUUUGUGAAUUAUGCAAGGACGUAAAUACGUAAUGGCACGGAGGCCCCUGAAACCUGAGGAAUAUUACCCACUCUUGUACUCAGACAGUGAAAGUAGUGGUGAGAGUGAAACAGAAAGCAUUCCCCACUUUGCGAGAGAAAGUGAUGAAAGAAGGAAAGGAAGGCACGGAAUGGGACAGCAUGGAAGACAGGACAGGAGUCAUACUUCCGUUCCCGCUAGACCCGUUCCCUCCUCCCCUACUCAAUAUUUUUACUUUUCCGCAAAUAUUUCAUGGUGCAAAUUGUCCGAUUGGAGAUUUGAAGGAACCAUAAGAAUCCUGAUAAAAUUCUGCUGUUGUAAAUACAUCUAGACCUUGAAAAGUUGACUCACGAAGUUUUAAGUUGUGGAGGUGGGAACACGACCUAAGUAGAAAAAUUGUCUAUGCGCACUUUAUUCCAUGUCCAUAAACGGUCCUAUGAAUUACUAUUAUUAUUUCUUUAUUGAUUCAUGAAAAAAUACAACAAAUAAGGAAGCCAUUGAUAUAUUAUGUAUAAUGAUAAAUGCAGGUUUAGGGGAAGAAAGUAGCUGAGAAACAAAAAUUUUCGGCGCGCUAAAAAAACUGUCUCAACCACCAAGAGACCCAAUGUUUGAAAUGAGCGCGGAAAAGAAAACUUAUUGAAACGUAUGGUGUGUGAGAGGGUUAAUAUUUUUAAUGAUUAUCUGCAACUGUUCACUCACCUGAGAUAUUUGUGUUGGCUGCAUUUUUGUUCAUGUGAAAGUGAUUUAAAAUGAGUAAUGUGUGUGUAAUUUUGGGUGAUGUAUGUAUUGUAUUGCCUGCAUAAUAUGAAGUAUCAGCCUGAUCAGUUCAUCAAUUGAUUAUAAGGGUCAUGUACUCCUUGAAGGCUUGGAGCACACACUGUUCAGUAAAUCAUUCCCUAAUACUUGGUAAUUGGUUUAGACAGUUGUUUAAAAUAUUAUUGUAUGACAUUUAGUCAUGGUAUUAUAUUAUUCAUACCUGAAGGUUACAAAAUAAUUGUUGUCUUAUAUCUUAACUGUUGCUUAAACAAUGGUGAUUUAAAAAAAAAAUGUAUAUAUAUAUAUGUGGGUGUGGGUGUGGGUGGGGGUGUACAAUCUUGAUUUCUUAAUUUACAGUGAGGAGUUAAAAUUCUUUUCACAAAGAAUACCUAUCUUCUAAAUUUUUAAUUAAUGGUUCACAAUGAGUUUUCAUUAUGAAUGAUUAUUCCUUGGUAGGACAAGUAUCUUGCACAACAGGCAACCCUCCACGCUGCAACCCUUGGUGCCCCGGCAGGGACCAGGCAGGGACAGACAGACAUCAAGAAAUUGUGAACUUGACAACUGGUAAAAAUGUGACAUGUUAUAUCAUAACCUGAUCAACCAUUGUACUGAUGGACAAAUAGUAAAGGUUACAAGUUUGUAAUUCAGCCACCACAGUGUGAUAAUGCUUUGGUACACAUCUUAAACUUUCUCUGCUCCAAUCCUUUGUCAAAGUUCACUGUCACUGGGUGGACUGCACACAUAUAAAGAUGGAUGAAAGUACUAAUAGCCCUCCACAGCUGUAGUGGUUCCCAUUUACUGUUUACCGUUGAGGAGGUUUCAGGCCCUGCUCCACUGCUGGUGAACCGCUCUACGACGGCCGUCAACAAUUACAAUGUCAGUCUCAAUAAUAGUCCUCAAUGCACUUAUUCUCAAACAUUGUAGUGAGUGAGUGUCUUAAUUGCUUUCACAAAUAAUAUCACAAAUAUCCAUUGGUUCAGUUUUCAUGUCUGAUAUUUUCGUUAUAGUAUCACAAUUAAAUAUCCAACGAUUAUUUCCAAAUCGCUGAACAUUUAUCACACACAAUUUAUCUCUGAGUACAAACACUAAUUAAUAGCUAUGAUCGGUCAUGUUACGAAUUCUCUCAAUUUCAAUCUGGAGAACUACACAACACUGGCCAUUUGCUGAGUGGUUGAUUUUAGGCUUCUUGUACCUCACACAAUUUAUGCAUUUCUUUUCAGCCAUGGAGCAAUCCUUCAAUUUAUGAUCACCGGCGCAUUUGAAACAUUUUGGGGCUUCUCCAUUGUUCUUGGCAGAGCAUUUGGCCUCAAGAUGGCUGUAUCUUUGACAAUGAUAACAUAUGAUUGCAUGGUAUCUGUCUCUCACUGUGUAUAUUCCCCAUUCUAAUUUUAAUUUGUGAUUCUUGUGAAUCAGCUUUCUCGCAGUUGGGUCACACCUCAAAAUGUAGUGCAUUGUACUGCCAGCUACAGACUUACUAAAAAUCAGCUCAAUCUUAUUCUGAACACCCUCAAUUGUGUCUAAGAUGGUCUUUAUUUUUUCCUUGGUCUUCUCUUUACACACAUUGCAUAUCAUGAUCUUUGGUUUCAUCUUUCUAACACUCUUGGUACUAAUUUGCUCAACAGACUCCAGUUUUUGAGAAGCCUCAUCCCUUGUGUUCUCAUUAUCAAAGUUCAUGACAAUAUAUUACCUCCAUUUGUGAAUCUUGAAUCAGUUAUUUGAAUACCAUUCAAUGCCUGGGAGACUUCAUCCUUCAUAUCUGUUGCCUUCUUUUCCUGGGUUGAAGCACCACGACCACUCACGCACACCUAAAUAUGAUACCAUGGACCUGGGUUUAAUUCCAGCCAGGGCAGUUGGCAGAGUCCAGCCAGUUGUCACCUUCCCUUUCAGGCCAAUUGGUAAAUAGAUAUCUGGAGAAAUCUGGGGAGAAGUAAACUGUAAUGACCUGGAUAUCACUCUUGCCUUGUGUCCCGGGGUAAUGGGCUAAAGAGAAAGGGUGAGCACUGAGGCCACAUGCAGUUUAUUCCCUCACAUUGGUAUCACCUCUCCCUCUACUUAGUCAUCAGAUUAAUAAGGCAAUAAGUGUGAAAACAGUUGGUGUGAAUAGAGUUCAUAGUUAACUUUAAGUGUUUUAUUGCAGUUUAUUGAACCAUUCACUGAUAUCAACACAACCUUGAUGCAGAACUCCCCAGCAAGGCUAAGCUGUGAUGCCAAUCAUGAAUAGUUUCUUGGCUCUCAUGCUUUGGUAAUGCUGUUGUGGCUUUGUCAUGUAGGUCUGUCAUUGUCUGUUCCCUUCUGUAAGAAAAUUCUGUUAAGUAAUUAUUUUUUUAAAGUUUAUAUUUAGAAUGAAAGGGAUGCCUGCAGUUGAAAGCUAAAGACAGUACAAUAUUUAACGUCCUGUUAUAACAGUUACAUAGUUGCAGAAGUUCAUUUUAUUGCAUUUUGAUUUUAGUACAUCAAAAAUGUUAUUGUAAAUUGUGUUCCAAAGUAUUGCUCUGCUCCCCAAGUACCUCACAGUCGUGCAGGUCAUGCAGACCAACCAUGACGCAUGUGCUUGGUGUGUGGGAUGGUUGAAAUCAUGUUCUCUACAUGUUGCCUGCUGUUUGAACUGUUCCUCUUCACCUCUGCCACCAUGACAUCUCUGUGGAAACCUUACCCAAUCUCUACUCCAGCUCUUGUCAGUGAAGCUGUCUGUCUAACAUUCUGAAACAUCCUACUUCACGAGACUUGUAUGCCAAUGCUUUUGUCUUGCAAUCCAGGCAGUGUCCGUAUCAACCCAUAGCAGUAUUUCCAAGAGGGAGUCAGUGAUGUCAUGAAGCAGGGUGAUCCCUACUGCUUUUUUUAAUAAUUGGGAUUAGGAUUACAAUAUGAUGAGGGUCAUGAACUGUGAUAGAUAUUCAGUAAAGGUUUGAAAAGAAUCAGAGAAGGAUGUGACGAAACGAGGGGAGAACACGUCGUUGAGGCGGGCCGCGGAGGGUCACGAGUGUGUCCACGAGGUAACCGUUCGUCCACAAGCCAUCCAUUGUUGUCACUUCCACUGUCCCGACCAAGGAUUCUGAACCUCAAGAAUCCUUGGUCCUGACCCACAAAGCCUCCUUCUCAAGUCCUUGCUAAGUCUUACUGUAAAUAUUUUAGACUGGAUUGUAAAUAACUAUUACACAAAACAUAAUUUGUCAGUUUCUGUAUAGAUAUAAAUCUUGAUUUCUUAGACUUUUCAGGGUUAUGUAAUGCCAAAGCAUUGUUAGAUAAUUACUUGAUAUUGUAUAUAGAAAAUGAUCAAGUACUAUUGUGAUAAUCAUAUUGUGCAAAAUAUAGCAAUGUUUAGAUAUAGUGACUUUGCAUCUACAGACUGCUUGGCCACUGCUCAGUGAACCUUUAUGUCCGAUGUAGUGCUGAGUGUAGGUCGCCUGCCCUCCUCCUGUGUGCUUGUGUCCAGUGCUGGCAGUCUCACCUUCACCAACUAGAACAGUCUGAGCAAAGUUAUAUUUAAUGGUGGUGUGCGAGGCUCUGUCCAUCACUGUCAGCCUCAUACAGCACACAGACGCAAUACUGACAAGCACAAUGCGGUGAUCAGUCUUUCUUUUGGUGGAUCUGAUGCGUCAGUGACAUUGCUUGCUUGUCGGCCGCAUAACGACCUCCCUGAGGACCUCACGACCAGUAUUUUCCACGGGAAAGAAAGGGAAGAAAAAACAUUGUAUAUAUAAAUAGUUGCUUUCUCUACAACAUUGUACCCGGCAGUGGCUCAAGGCGGUGUCGUCAGCGCGGUGAGCUUGUUGGUGAAAUGAAUGAUUGAAUUUGACUCAAUUCGUGGCAUGGUUAAGUUUACAUAGAUUUAGGUUGAUUUUGUACAGUUAUGAAAUGAAUAAACUUUUUAAGCAAU